This is a messenger RNA of Paraglomus brasilianum, 528 nucleotides long. NCBI's taxonomy places the organism in Eukaryota, Fungi, Glomeromycota, Glomeromycetes, Paraglomerales, Paraglomeraceae. The record is from the annotation of a GenBank genome assembly.
AUGCUACAAGCGCCUUCAUCCAUACCCAUAGCUUUUAAACAACGUUCUAAGCAUAAUGAUAUACAAAAUAAAACGGUUAUAAAGAUUAUGGCUGAAAUGAUCACACUUAUCCACACUGAAAAUUCGGGACUUUUUGAGUCUGACGGUAGCUUGACGACAAACGUAACCAAAGCUGCCCAACCGGCAAGACACAGGCAAACAGUCGUCAAGACGGCAAAAAACCUCAAGGUGCUGGUCAGUCGUCUAUUUGUUUUAUGUUCUUUAUCUGGCAUGUUCUUGGAAACGACAAUGCGGGUUUUAAGCUGUUUGAGAGCCUCUGGAGCAAAUUUUCCAAGUGCCAUAAGUAUGAAAACCCAACUUCUAUUACAUGUAAAGCACGAAGAAAUGACUGGCCAUAAUGUUGAGACAAGUUUGAUGCCUGAUCGUAUCAAACUCUGUUUUUUUGAAGGCUUUGCAAACGUUCUCAUGGUACAGAUGAGGGCAAAAAACCAACUGCCGAUUCCAAAUAAUCCGUAUGGUAAUCCAUAG